Cucumis sativus (cucumber) is the source of this 3505-nucleotide messenger RNA. Its product is annotated as protein LAZ1 homolog 1. Gene Ontology annotation, biological process: transport. The record is from RefSeq and is a predicted model, not a curated record. Gene Ontology annotation, molecular function: transporter activity. The transcript is spliced from 8 exons. Lineage: Eukaryota; Viridiplantae; Streptophyta; Magnoliopsida; Cucurbitales; Cucurbitaceae. Bases 1512 to 2969 code for a protein of 485 amino acids.
UCGACGGCUCUAACUCUACCGUGCUCUUUCCUUUCUCACCGACUCCGUCACCUUAGUCCUUCCACUUUCCUUCUACCUUCGUGAACCACGUUUCCAAUUAUCGAAGCAACUUCCCCGAUUUCCUCUUCUCCGUUCACCACACCCACGCCUCUUUCAUUUCUCCUCCGCCCAAUUCACACUCUCUCCAAAUUUAAUCGGUUUUUCACUUCCAACUUUCCUCGGGAUAAUCUCCUCCCCAGGUUCCAUUGGAUAAUCUCUUUCGUUUUUAUGUUCACUGUUGUACUAUUUUUUGUUUCCUUGUAAUUUCAUUCCUCCAUCCGCGUUUGUUUUAGCCUUUAAGGUCGUUAUUUGCUGAUUUAUUGAUGUUUUAGGGUUUUAUGUUGAUUCUUGGAACUUGAUAUCAUUUUCCUUUGCGAUUGGGCGGGAAAUUAGCAACGGAGUUCUUUAAGUUUUAGUUAUGUAAUACUGAAACUGGAAGUAUCUUUUUGUCAUUGAGGCCGAUUUUUCUGUAACUGGAAUCUUCUUUAUUAUGUUUGAAGUCCACGCUGUUUAAGACUUCUAGCUAUCGUGUAAUCUUGACCAGGAGAUCUUAUUUUGAUAGACUUGAUGGUUACCGGUAAUGUUGAAUCGCGCAUGCUCUCAGAGAGUUUUGUGUUCACUUGUGAUCAUUUCUUGUAAUAUUCGUAUGCAUGCUAAUCUGUGAGGGAUGAUUGUUUUUGGUGCAUCACAGACGAUUUACUUGGUCAUAUUGAUUUAUUUUCCUAGGGAAUUUUUCUAGUCUGCCGAAUUGUGCAUUCCUUAUGUAGGAGGGGAUUAUACUGGUUUUGACGUGGAGGGAAAUAGUGAUCAGAAGAAUUUUAUACUAUUACUGGUUAACUUUGCUCAUAGUGGGAAGCUGAUAUUACUUCAAAGCUUGUGAUACGGUUAGUCUAAGAUUCUUAGAGCAUGUUGGGGAGUUUCACUUUUCUCAUUUUCAAAAGAAAUUUUUAAUCUUUCAAAACCAAUUUUUACGAUGUAAAAAUUGCAUUUGAAAGUUCAAAAGUAAAUAAUAUAUUUCGGGGUGAAAAAAAAUCACUCCACUUCUCCCAUUGUUUCUUGUUCUACUUGUCUUGCUCAUUUUCUGGGUUUGGGCAUGAGAGUCCCGAUGGUUUCUCAUUCUUGAUGUUUAUUCAGAAUAUUUUGACUUUAUAGGUCUUAUGCAUAUUGUUUGCUGGGGUUCUUCAACCUUUAUACUCUUGUGUCUUGGUUCUUAGAAGUUCUACUUAUUUACUUUCAUAGACUCUGGCCCUUUCUGAAGUGCACUGAAGCCUCAGGAUAAUUUAUUCUCGGAUGACCUUUAUUUUUUCACUUUGCGAGGGUUUGACUCAUAUUUCUCUGAGAUCUCAAUAUGAUUGAAGAGUGAUCUGGGAGAAAAAUUAGUUGAAGAAAAAAGAUAUUGGAAGAUUGAUUUAUUAGUUGGUUUUGAUCAAGUACAAUCCUAUUUAAACAGAUUCUUUUAACAGUUUUGCUUGAUGGGAUGGAGGAGGGUUUUCUUCUACACACUGUUCAUUCUCUUCAAAAUGGUUGAAUCCUCCAGUAGAUCAGGGAAGAUGUGGUUAUUGAACUUAAGCAGCGAAGCAGCACCUAAGUUCAGCUGGACAAUUCUCAGUGCUGGUGUAUUCGUAUUUGCUGCACUUGUUCUUUCCACGUUUCUCAUCAUUGAACAUUUAGCUUCUUAUAAUCAACCAGAGGAACAGAAGUUUUUGAUUGGUCUUAUAUUGAUGGUUCCUGUUUACUCUCUAGAAUCGUUCCUGUCAUUGUUAAAUUCAAAUGGUGCAUUUAACUGUGAAGUGAUACGGGACUGCUACGAGGCAUUUGCAUUAUAUUGCUUUGAAAGAUACCUUAUUGCUUGCUUGGGUGGUGAAAAACGCACAGUUGAAUUCAUGGAAAGUCAGACUGUUGUUGACUCUAGCACACCGCUUUUGGCGGAAAAAUAUGCAUAUGGGGUUGUAGAACACCCUUUUCCCUUAAAUUGCUUCAUAAGGGAAUGGUAUCUUGGUUCUGACUUCUAUCAUGCUGUGAAAAUCGGUAUUGUUCAAUAUAUGAUAUUGAAGAUGAUAUGUGCGCUCCUAGCUAUGAUUCUUGAAAGUUUCGGGGUCUAUGGAGAAGGAAAGUUCGAGUGGAGAUAUGGUUAUCCCUAUUUGGCGGUUGUACUUAAUUUUAGCCAAUCGUGGGCCUUAUAUUGCCUUCUCCAAUUCUAUUCUGUCACAAAGGACAAAUUGGAAUCGAUUAAACCAUUGGCAAAGUUUCUUGUCGUCAAGUCAAUAGUUUUCCUCACCUGGUGGCAAGGUGUUGCCGUUGCCUUUCUUUUCUCAAUAGGAGCUUUCAAAGGGUCAUUGGCUCGGGAGCUAAAGACACGCAUACAAGAUUACCUGAUAUGUAUUGAGAUGGGUAUUGCUGCCGUCGCACAUGUUUAUACCUUUCCAGCAGUACCUUACAAACGUGGAGAAAGAUGUGUUCGUAAUGUUUCGGUGCUGUCUGACUAUGCAUCACUAGGAACGCCACCUGAUCCGGAGGAGGUUCAAGACUCUGAACGGACAACUAAAAUACGCUUGGGUCGCCAUGAUGAGCGAGAGAAACGUUUGAAUUUUCCUCAGAGUGUUCGAGAUGUUGUCAUUGGAAGCGGUGAAAUUAUUGUUGAUGACAUGAAGUAUACAGUCACACAUGUAGUAGAACCAGUUGAGAGGGGAAUUGCAAAACUUAACAAAACGAUCCAUCGGUUCUCUGAAAAUGUUAAACGGCAUGAAGAGCAACGGAAGAGUGCCAAGGAUGAUAGUCAUCUGAUUCCUCUGAAUUCUUGGUCAAAAGAAUUUUCCGAAGUUGAAGAAAAUAUUACUCAAGGCAGUGUAAGUGACAGUGGAAUCACCAAUGGUAAGAGACAACAUUCUCAAUCAAAAGCCACGACUUCUCGAAUUAGAUUUGGCAGAUAACAUUCCAUUUGUUGUGCAUAAAGGAAAUGUAAAUCGUGAAAGGAACUCAUGUGUUGGCAAUAUGGCAUGAUUUUUAAGCAUGCUGAUUGUUUCUUUUAGUUUAGAAUAGAAAUGUGAAUGGCGGGGACUUUAAGUGGCUAAAAGUACUGCUCCUGGUCCCUUGUAGAGCUAACCCUUCUUAACCUCACCAAACUCAUAAAAAAAAUUUAGCCUCAGACACAGGAUUUGAUACAAAGAUACGAAAAGAAUCUGGACGGGUGCUUUUGGAUUUUCUUUCUGUAAGACCAACUUUUUAGUAAACAGUUCUCUUUUUCCACUGAACAAUUUGUUUGAAGGGGAUGUAAAUGCCGCCAAUUUUCCCUUCAUGUUCCUCAACUCUUUUGUUUGUCGACUAAUCACGAAGACAUGAACCACUCAACUUACCACACUUCUGGCUUGUUUCUCUCUCUCUCUCGUCCUCAGGUUGAUAUUUUUGCUUGAUUUUUCUGCCAUUUUUGGUUUGUAUAAAUAUAUAAUUGUGAUGCUAAUUUCUGGUC